This is a messenger RNA of Aspergillus clavatus NRRL 1, 2664 nucleotides long. Its product is annotated as putative phosphatidate cytidylyltransferase. Gene Ontology annotation, molecular function: dolichol kinase activity. The transcript has 2 exons. Lineage: Eukaryota; Fungi; Ascomycota; Eurotiomycetes; Eurotiales; Aspergillaceae. The record is from RefSeq and is a predicted model, not a curated record. Bases 1 to 2664 code for a protein of 887 amino acids. Gene Ontology annotation, biological process: dolichyl monophosphate biosynthetic process. Gene Ontology annotation, cellular component: endoplasmic reticulum membrane.
AUGGCCUCCCUGCUGAGAGAGGAGGAAGAAGCGUUCGUAUCCAGUCGGGACACCAGUGAUCUCGCAAUCCCUACAGCGAAUCCUCUCCGCCACUUAUCACGGUCACCUCAUCCAUACCGCCGGAAAGGUCUACACUGCGCAGACUCGCCGUCGCUUUCGGGGGACCACAGCGACAGGCCGACCCAGAACCCCUCACAAUGGCCAAAAACCUCUAGCGACAGCGGGACCGAGGCGGACGAUGAAAGUACGGGGAUCCUAAAAGGUUUGCCUGCUCCACCGGUGCGACUGCGCAAGGGACUGCGAUCGACCUGGAACGGCAUCGACGACAAUGAUUUGUGGUCCCCCAUACUGCAACCGUGGCCGUCGUUCGCACGGUCGACGUCGCAGAGCUCGCGACGGGGCUCCGGUGAGGGGCUGGAAGUCGGAAUACAUUGCCUCAGAGAUCAGAACCGUCAAAAGAGACGCAUUGAGGUGCUGCGGAGGUUAUCGGAGGCUGCGCUGCUUCUCUCUGUCGGCGGUACCGUGCUGUGGCAGGAAAGUGCGAGGAGUCUUGCCUGGGCUUGGAAGAAAGAACUCCUCACUCAUGCUCUACUUGUGGCUUCGCUCUAUGCCGCAUAUCCUCUCCACCAGACUCGACGCUUGCGGUUGUCUAGGCUAUCCUCCUUCGCCAUACCUACAACAUUCGAACCGGCUUCUCUCCUAUAUCCAGUCCUAAUACCGAUCUUUGUUUCUUUAUCCAUAUCGCACCAUACCCCGACCUUGAUCCUCCCGAACAUCCUUCUUAGUCUUUCGUCUCUACCUGCCCCGGUUGUGCCCCUUCAUGGAUCGGUCCAUGGCCAUAGCAUUUCUCAUUGGAUGAUUACUUUGAUACCCAUUUUGGCCUCGGAGCAGUGGUCUGCAGAUGGCACCACACCUACGCCUUUGUCUUUCCGUGGCCUUAAUUCCGAGCUAUUGACUCUUGUUUUUCCUUUGCACCAAGCAUUGAUACCCACUUUAGAUUUUCUGUUGACUUCUAGUGUCCUUCCAGCGGAAUUGCACCUCUUGACGACUGCUUUGAUUAAUUUGUUUUUAUUUGCGACUUCUCCACAAGCGGAGAUUCUGAAAGCACUUCUCUGGCUCGGUGGGCUCUGUGUCUUCGCCUCAUGCCGGCAUGUGCUUCGAUGGGAGGUCGCCCUAGCUCGGAUCCCGACAUGGAAGUUCCGAAGAUCUCCCAAGUCAUCGCGCUCACCAAAGAAUAUGUUGAAUUUGAUCGACCAUAAGCUCUGCCAAAAGCUUAGUCGAACUACUUCCUCGGAAGAGGUCAUUUCUGACAGCGAUUACCCUCGGGGUCAUCUGCUCAAACCACGCAAGCCGAUGCACACAACCCGGACCAAGACGGCACUCAAAGGACUGGACUCUGCUACUGCUGAUAAUGUAUCCACCGAGGAAGUGUUUGAGCGGCACAUUACCGUGACGCACCGUCGGCGGCACACGAUCUCCACCUUCACGGAGGUCGUGCACAAAGAGCGCAUCCGGACUACCCCCAGCGGCAGGCGCAAGCGAUCAAUGGCCCCGGGUCUCUCCUCUUUUCUCUCAUUGACGGUACCCCAGGCUCAAGUCCGCAAAUGGUUAUAUGCCUUUUAUGUUUAUAUUGCCGUAUCAGUCGUUAUACUAGGCCCUAUUCGGAAAUACGUGAGUGAACGAGCUUUGCAGGGCAAUGAACCAUUUGGAUGGGCACUUGGAUAUCUGCUCGGGAACGUAUCAUGGUUCAGGUUCUGGGUGCUUAUGUGGAAUCUAGACCACUGGAUUCCUCUUCCCGCUCGUCUGGACGAGGAGGAUCUGAACGCCUUCUGCUCGCUUGGCUGGGUUGAGCACCUGCGCCAAGGUACGUUUGGAGAGGCGAAUACGCGCCUCAUGAUUGCUGCCUAUUGCGCCAUGGUGCUCUUGACUGGUCUGGCUAUUGUUUUCCAGUUGAGCACCGUGGCCGAAGUGGAUACCAGACGCAAAGUCUUUCACGGCAUGAUGGUGCUGAUGUUUCUUCCGACUGUCUACAUUGACCCAGCCUUUUGUGCUUUGGCGCUCGCAAUCGUCUUAUCGGUCUUUCUCCUUCUUGACCUUUUCCGAGCUUCUCAGCUCCCACCAAUUUCGCGCCCUCUUACCUAUUUUCUAGCGCCCUACGUCGAUGGUCGUGACCACCGAGGACCCGUCAUCAUCUCACACAUUUUCCUCCUCAUCGGCUGCUCCAUUCCUCUCUGGCUCUCGUUGGCUGACAUUCCGCGGACAGGGAGCAGUCCCUGGGCUACCUGGGAUGUCGCUUCGAGGGAUAUCAGCAUGGUCAGCGGCGUGAUCUGCGUUGGCAUGGGCGACGCAGCCGCGUCCCUGAUUGGCCGACGUUUCGGUCGCCGCAAAUGGUUCUGGGGUGGCGGGAAAUCCCUCGAGGGUAGCCUGGCUUUUGCCAUUGCCGUGUUCUGCGGGCUCAUGGUUGCACGCAUCUGGCUUGCAGUGGGACAGUGGCCCACGAUUGGGUCGGACGCGUCGGAUUCGCUUUUCUGGUCUGUGACUGUGCUCAAAGCUAUUAUUGCCGCUAGCGCAACGAGUGCGACUGAAGCGAUUCUUACCGGAUGCAAUGAUAAUGUGGUUGUGCCGAUUAUCUUGUGGCUGUUGGUCCGAGGGCUUGGUCUAUGA